UCCUCCUCCUCCUCCUCCUGCACCCCCCAGGAGCCCCCGCACAGGGCCCGGCCGCCCUCGGAACGCUAGACCUGCAGAUCGAUGAGGAGCAGCCGGCGGGGACGGUCAUCGGGGACAUCAGCGCGGGGUUGCCCCCUGGGACGGCCAGCUACAUGUACUUCAUCUCCGCCCAGGAGGGCAGCGGCGUGGCCACCGACCUGGACAUCGACGAGAACACGGGCAUCAUCAAGACGGCCCGGGUGCUGGACCGCGAGAGCCGCCCCCACUACAGCUUCAUUGCCGUCACCCCCGAGGGGGCCACCGUAGAGGUGCGGGUGCAAGUGCUGGACAUCAACGACCACGCCCCCGCCUUCCCCCGUCCCCGGGCCACCAUGCGAGUCCCUGAGAACACCCCACCGGGUAGCCACUUCCCCUUGGAGCCGGCCUUUGACGCGGACGGCGGGGCGCUGGGCACCCAGGGCUAUCUGCUCAAAGGCGAAGGAGCCGGCAAGGCCUUCCGGAUGGAGACCCGGCGCGGCCCAGAGGGUGCUCUACAGCCAGAGCUGGUGGUGGCGGGGGCCUUGGACCGGGAGACCCGGGCACGCUACUCACUCCACCUGGAAGCCUUCGAUGGUGGGUCCCCCCCUCGCAGCUCCCAGAUGGCUCUGGAGGUGCAGGUGGAGGACGUCAACGAUAACGCCCCAGCUUUCAACCAAAGCCGCUACCAGGCCCUGAUCCCGGAAAACCUGCAGCCUGGGAGCAGUGUCCUGCGGGUCUUUGCCUCCGACGCGGAUGAGGGAGAGAAUGGCGCCGUAGUGUUCGAGAUCAACCGCAGGCAGAGCGACCCCGAGCGGUACUUCGCCAUCGACGCCGCCACAGGGGUCAUCCGGCUCAAUCGGGGUCUGGACUAUGAGCUGCGGAAGGUGCACGAGCUGGUGGUGCAAGCGCGGGACCGGGCCCUGCACCCGGAGGUCUCCACAGCCUUCGUCACCAUCCAGGUGCGGGACUACAAUGACAACCAGCCCACCAUGACCAUCAUCUUCCUCAGCGAGGACGGCUCCCCACGUGUCUCGGAGGGCGCCCAGCCGGGGCAGUUCGUGGCCCGCAUCUCCGUCUCAGAUCCGGACUACGGGGAGUACGCCAACGUCAACGUCUCGCUGGAGGGUGGCGAGGGCAAGUUUGCGCUCACGACCAAGGACAGCAUCAUCUACCUGAUCUGCGUGGACCAGAUGCUGGACCGGGAGGAGCGGGACGCCUAUGCGCUGCGAGUCACGGCCACCGAUGCUGGGACGCCCCCGCUGCGGGCCGAGUCGGCCUUUGUGCUUCGAGUGACCGAUGUCAAUGACAACCCCCCUUUGUUCGACACCCAGGAGUAUGAGCAGAGCGUCCCCGAGGUGGUCUACCCUGGGAGCUUUGUGCUGCAGGUGACAGCGCGCGACAAGGACCAGGGCCCCAACGGGGAGGUCCGCUACAGCCUCCUGCACACCCAGGAGACCCACUCGCACUGGUUCACCAUAGACGCCGCCACCGGCAUCAUCACGACUGCCUCGGCCCUGGACUACGAGGUGGACCCCCAUCCCCAGCUGACGGUGCUGGCCACGGACCGGGGGAUGCCCCCGCUCUCCUCCACAGCCCUGGUCCGGGUGGCCCUGCAGGACGUCAAUGACAACGAGCCCCUCUUCGAGAGCAGUUUCUACAACGUCUCCCUCAAGGAGGACACCCUCCCCGGCACCUGCUUCCUCCAG
Anolis sagrei ordinatus is the source of this 1724-nucleotide messenger RNA. The record is from RefSeq and is a predicted model, not a curated record. Lineage: Eukaryota; Metazoa; Chordata; Lepidosauria; Squamata; Anolidae.